AUGGCGUUCAGUACCUCCGGCCCUCAGAUCUUUGAUGAUGCCAAUCGUCCCCCGGCUCGAUCUUCGGUCUUCCGGACCAUCAUGUCCAAACCUCACAAGCGAAACCAAUCCGCCGAUGAUGCUAUGGCUCCACCCUCACCGACCAAACAACCAACAUCGGUUCCAUUCCCCUGGGCAAACGGCCCAUCGUCAGGCCCUGGUCACCUCCCACUAUCCGAGAUCGUCCCCAACCGCGAUGCCGGCGAUAACGGCGGUCCCGCUCAGAAGAUAGGAAGCAAGGGGAGCAAGGGUGCUCUACAUAAGAAAACGAAAAGCGCUGUCUCUCUUAAAUCUCUGCGAAGCUACAUGGGAAAGGACAAGUCCGACGAAACCAACAGUGUUGCGUCUGACGAAAUGCAACCAAAGAAGACUAAGUCGACUAACAGCCUGUCGGCGAUCCUGAAGCGGUCCCAGCGAGGACGCAAAGGUGACGGCUCCAAGCAGAGCCGCGAGAAAGAAAACCGCAGUCCGACCGAUCUCAUUGACAACUUGAAUAUGCCCUCCCCGAUGCCAUCUCCAGUUUGGCCACAAUCGGCCCCGAUCUACAAUGAUUCUAUGACUCGUGCACGACAGAAUUCCAACGCUGAUAGACAUCGAACCCUGGCAGACGAGGUCUCGCUCUACACGCCAAAGGGCUAUAGCCCGGCUCAACAACGUAACUUCUAUGAUUACCACCAGCCGUCCCUCGCUAGAGCUGGGGAAGCGAAGCCCCGGCCCAAGUCCGAUUGUCUCCAGGGUAACAGAAAACUGAAGGAUCUCAUGGGAACCAUCCAACGCGAGCAAUCGCGGGACAGUUAUGCCAUGGAGAAGGUCGACACAGCGUCCUCAAGGGGACCAAGACUCGAGAGGUCGAGAAAGAUGUCUGCCCCAGAAUCGCCUGCGAGACCGCAAGAGCAGCCAAGUCCCAAGAAGCUGUCUCGGGUCCAAGCAGCCAUCUCUGCAUUCAAUGCAAAGGAAAAAGACGUCGACGUUCACAAACAUCUGGAUUCCAAAGACCUCGAAAGCGAGUUCGAGAAACUACUGGAUGCGAGAAACAUUCCCCAUAACAUGCGGGACAAGAUGCGGUCCCUCGAUACCAACAUCAAGGCCGACUUCAUCCAGAAAGACAGAACUGAGAACGGCACGCCUCACAGCGCGGGUACGGCCGAUAGCCGUCGGGGUCGUGGUAACGAGACAAAAGAUUCUCAAGACCGCAGGGGUUCUCGCUCUCGCUCCAGAAGCCGUGGCUUUGCCUUUGGUCGCGGACCCUCAUCCCCUGGGAAGAAGGUUCGGCCUGAGAGUGGAAGUAGCUUUCAUCGUCCCCGAUCGGUUGACCUUUCUCAACCCGUUGGCGUCUACACCACUCUCUCGGCAGCUGGGUCAACGGCCUCUCUCACUGAUGCCGCGGCGGUAGACACUGCCGCGGAUCCAUCUGACUUUGUGCAUUAUCUGCGAGAAAUCCAGAAGCCAGAGAUGAUUGAGGUAGGUAAGAUUCACAAGCUCCGCCUUUUGCUCCGAAAUGAGACUGUCGCUUGGGUCAAUGGCUUCAUCAUAGAGGGAGGCAUGGAUGAGAUUGUGCAGUUGGUAUACCGCAUCAUGAAGAUGGAGUGGCGUGAGGAUCACGAGGACACCCUUCUCCACGAAGCGUUGCUCUGCCUGAAGGCACUCUGCACUACCUCUAUUGCACUGGCGCAUCUCACCAGGAUCGAGGCCGAGCUCUUCCCCGCUCUUUUAAAGAUGCUGUUUGGCGAGGAUAAAAAGGGACCGAGCGAGUUUACAACUCGAGGCAUCAUCAUCAACCUCUUGUUCACUCAACUCUCGGCCCUUGCCCCAGGCGAAACCCCCGGAACGCGUGCCAAACGCAUCCUCUCCUACCUACGCGACCCAUCUCCAGAAGACGAAAGUCAACCCGUUGCCUUCAUUGCGAAUAUAUACCAGUCACGACCUUAUCGUGUCUGGUGCAAGGAGGUCACAAAUGUGACCAAAGAAGUCUUCUGGAUCUUCCUGCACCACCUGAAUGUCAUCCCCCUCCCCAAGGGAGAACACCUCGGCAGAGACUACCCCGUACUACCAACGUCACUUCCCGUCCGCUCGCCCCCCCCUGUUCCCGCCGCUCCAUACGUCGGAGGCGUAGAAUGGGAUGCGACAAACUACCUUGCCGCGCAUCUCGACCUGCUGAAUGGCAUGAUCGCCUCCCUACCCACAGUUGAUGAGCGCAACCAGCUCCGCGACGAGCUACGAGCCUCUGGCUUCGAGAAGGUGAUGGGCGGCAACCUGCGCACCUGCAAAGAGAAGUUCUAUUCAGCCGUGCACGAAUGUCUUCGCACCUGGGUCGCUGCCGCAGCUGCAGAUGGCUGGCCCUACAUUGCCGUCCGUGAGGGCCCUCCUCGUGGCGGUGACCCUGGGUCUCCUACUAAGUCCCCCAAGAAAGCCCCGGGCAGCCCCAAGAAGGGUGCGCUGGAGGAAAAGCCUCCUAAGCUAGAGCUUGCGCUCGAUUUUCCCAUGAGCCGACCACCUGCCGGUCCUGAAACACCUUCGAGUGACUUGCGCAGCUGGCUUUGA
This is a messenger RNA of Penicillium waksmanii, 2580 nucleotides long. RefSeq lists its product as uncharacterized. The coding region runs from base 1 to 2580 and encodes 859 amino acids. NCBI's taxonomy places the organism in Eukaryota, Fungi, Ascomycota, Eurotiomycetes, Eurotiales, Aspergillaceae. Gene Ontology annotation, molecular function: actin binding; small GTPase binding. The record is from RefSeq and is a predicted model, not a curated record. Gene Ontology annotation, biological process: actin cytoskeleton organization. The transcript has 4 exons.